CGGGUGUUUGUGGUGACAGCGGGGCGGCUGUGCGACCGGGGAAGGGCCGGCGGGUUCUGCCGGGGUUCGUGGAGCGUGUCCCGUGCGCCGGCCCCGCCGUGGGACCCGUGCGCCGGCUCCGCGGGCAGCGGCCGCCGCGCUGACCAGCGGCUCCUGCCCGGAGCGGGGAGACGGGAGAAGUGCCCCCCUCAAGCUGCUUACGCUCCAGGAGGAGGGGGGACACCCGGGCGACACCUGUGUCCGUCGGGUGUCGCGGCUGUUUCGGGGAUUCUUGUCAGAGACGCCUCUUUCCGCCCCGCGUCCCCUCACCGCCUCCUGAGGCCGGACUCCUGCUCCUCCGCGCAGGUUUUCCUUCCCUCUUGGAUCCCCCAGCCGCCUCUCUGGGGGCCACGGACUCCGCCCAUCGCCCUCGGGUCAGAAGGCGGCGAGCACCCGGACUCUCUCCUUCGGCUCCCCGCCCUUCUGGUGUUGACCAAAUAAAAUCAAGCCUGUUUAAAGAGAAGCCAGAAACUUGAUCAUGAAGGGGCGCCUGGGGGGCUCAGCGGGCAGGCUCCCGGAGCGGCGCGGCUGAGCACGGCUGGGGAGGAGCACCAUGGCUGGGAGGAGGGCGUGGGGUGCGGGCAGGCAGCGCCGGCUGCUGGGGCUGCUGCUGGCUGUGGCCGCCACCCACCUCCUCACCUGCCCCUACGCCAAAGUGGAAGAGAGCUUCAACCUGCAGGCCACGCACGACCUGCUUUACCACCGGCUGGACGUGGACAAGUACGACCAUCUCGAGUUCCCCGGAGUGGUCCCCAGGACGUUCCUCGGGCCGCUGGCCGUGGCGGUGCUCUCCAGCCCUGUGGUCUACGUGCUGUCCCUGCUGGAAGCGUCUAAGUUUUACUCUCAGCUAGUGGUCAGGGCUGUGCUUGGACUUGGGGUCAUCUUCGGACUCUGGACUUUACAAAAGGAAGUGAGGCGGCAGUUUGGAGCCACGGUGGCCACCAUGUUCUGCUGGGUGACGGCCACACAGUUCCAUCUGAUGUUCUACUGCACACGGACGCUCCCCAACGUGCUGGCCCUGCCUGUGGUCCUGCUGGCCCUCACGGCCUGGCUGCAGCUGAAGUGGGCCCGCUUCAUCCGGCUCUCGGCCUUCGCCAUCCUCGUCUUCAGAGCCGAGCUGAGCCUGCUGCUGGGCCUCGCGCUGCUGCUGCUUCUCGGCACCCGGAGGCUGUCCGUGGCGAAGGCCCUGCGCUGUGCCGUGCCGGCCGGACUCCUCUGCUUGGCAGGACUGACGGUCGCCGUGGACUCCUAUUUUUGGCGCUGUCUCGUGUGGCCGGAGGGAAAGGUGCUCUGGUACAACACGGUCCUGAACAAAAGUUCCAACUGGGGAACCUCCCCGCUGCUGUGGUAUUUCUACUCGGCCCUGCCGCGCGGCCUGGGCUGCAGCCUGCUCUUCGUGCCCCUGGGCGCCGUGGACAGGCGGGCGCUGGCGCUGCUGCUGCCCUCGCUGGGCUUCGUGGCGCUGUACUCACUGCUCCCGCACAAGGAGCUGCGGUUCAUCAUCUACGCCUUCCCGCUGCUCAACGUGGUGGCCGCCAGGGGCUGUGCCUGCCUGCUGAACAGUUACAGGAAGUCCUGGCUGUAUAAGGUGGGGUCCGUCCUUGUGAUAGGACACCUCUUGGUGAAUGCCACGUACUCGGCCGUGGCCCUGUACGUGUCCCACUUCAACUAUCCCGGUGGCGUGGCCAUGUGGAAACUGCAUGAGUUGGUGUCUCCCAGGACAGAUGUCGUUCUGCACAUCGACGUGGCUGCUGCGCAGACAGGUGUGUCCCGGUUUUUGGAGGUCAACAGUGGCUGGAGGUACGACAAGAGAGAGGACGUGCGGCCUGGGUCUGGGCACAUGCUGACCUACACGCACCUCCUCAUGGAGGCCGCCCCUGCGCACCUGGCCCUCUACAGGGACACGCACCGGGUCCUGGCCGGCAUCGCAGGCACCACUGGCGUGAGUCUGAACCUGACCACGCUGCCCCCGCUGGACGUGAACCUGCAGACAAAGCUGGUCCUUCUGGAGCGGCUCCGUGGGCCUUCCUGAGCAGGGGCCGCGUUCUUCUGAGGACAUCGGAGCUCCGUCAGCGUCCCUGCAGAGGAGAUCAUACAAGAAACAACAGAACCAUGG
This is a messenger RNA of Neogale vison (American mink), 2155 nucleotides long. It is a transcript of the gene ALG12, whose product is annotated as ALG12 alpha-1,6-mannosyltransferase. The transcript is spliced from 10 exons. Gene Ontology annotation, molecular function: alpha-1,6-mannosyltransferase activity. Bases 593 to 2071 code for a protein of 492 amino acids. NCBI's taxonomy places the organism in Eukaryota, Metazoa, Chordata, Mammalia, Carnivora, Mustelidae. The record is from RefSeq and is a predicted model, not a curated record. Gene Ontology annotation, biological process: protein N-linked glycosylation. Gene Ontology annotation, cellular component: endoplasmic reticulum membrane.